Ostreococcus tauri is the source of this 1029-nucleotide messenger RNA. Its product is annotated as TFIIH subunit Tfb4/p34. The record is from RefSeq and is a predicted model, not a curated record. Lineage: Eukaryota; Viridiplantae; Chlorophyta; Mamiellophyceae; Mamiellales; Bathycoccaceae. Gene Ontology annotation, cellular component: transcription factor TFIIH holo complex; transcription factor TFIIH core complex. Bases 1 to 1029 code for a protein of 342 amino acids. The transcript has a single exon. Gene Ontology annotation, biological process: nucleotide-excision repair; regulation of DNA-templated transcription.
AUGCCGGAGCCGCGAGACGACGACGUGACGGACGAUCGAUCGCUCUUGAUCGUGCUCGUGGAAACGAACCCGAGAACGUGGGAGACGAGCGAGGGGAAGGGCGAGGGUACGCCGGCGUCGCGCGGAUUGUCGAGCGUGCUGGGGGCGACGAUCACGUUCUUGAACGCGUUCUUCGCGCUGAAUCAGCAAAACAGAGCGGUGGUUGUGGCGGUGCACGGGGAUGGGUGUCAUUACCUGUACACGUCUCCGCUCGGGGUGGAGACGGAUGAGGACGGGGACGAGGCGGAGGACGCGCGGUGGGCGAACAAAGUCGGCGGAUUGGAUCCGCUUCAGUCGGAGGCGGGACCGACGAUUCUGAGGCGUUUAGGGGAGUUGAACGCGGCCGAGACCGGGUCGAGCGCGACGGGUGCGAAACGCGACAAGGCGGACUCUGAUGAUGGUCCGGCGACGUCGCCGUUCGCGGGAGCGCUGAGUUUGGCGUUGUGUUACUGCAAUCGCGCGCAAGCGCUCGAGAAUGCCGCCGGUUUACGCUCCAAGCCGCGUAUUCUAUGCCUCCAGGCGUCGCAGGACAAUCCAACGGAUUACAUUCCCAUGAUGAACGCCAUUUUCAGCGCUCAGAGACAAUCGAUCCCGGUCGACGCCUUCGCCUUGGGCGAGCACGACUCUCCGUUCAUGCAGCAAGCGGCGCAUAUCACCCGCGGCGCUUACGUCAAGCCCACCCUCGGCGAUGGCUUACUCCAAUAUCUCCUCUCCACCGCCGUGAUGGACCUCAGGAGCCGCGCCUUCCUUAAGCUUCCAGCAGCGCGAGGCGUCGACUUUCGCGCCUCGUGCUUUUGCCACAACGGCCCGUCAAGCGUCGGCCUUCGUGUGCUCCGUCUGCCUCUCCGUCUUCUGCGACGGUCGUCCCGCGUGCGACACGUGCGGCACCACAUUCGACGCCCCCGACGUAGCAUCAUAGACGUCAUAGAUCCCUCUUCACGCGCGAUCUCUCCGCCUCGCCCGCCCGCCCGCCCGCCCGCCCGCGCGUAA